This is a messenger RNA of Parasteatoda tepidariorum (common house spider), 13186 nucleotides long. RefSeq lists its product as uncharacterized. The record is from RefSeq and is a predicted model, not a curated record. NCBI's taxonomy places the organism in Eukaryota, Metazoa, Arthropoda, Arachnida, Araneae, Theridiidae.
AUGCCUCUCGCAUCAACAUGUCUGCCUUCAGGUGAAUGGUCACCUCUGCCUACGUGUAAUGCCCGAUUGCAAUGUGCAGAAGAAUCCCUUCCUAUGGAAGUAAGUUUCAUCGAUCCCACUUGCAAAGCAUCCCAAAAUAAAUUUUGUGAAGUUGGUUGUCGAGUUUACACUUAUGUACCGAACGUCAAAAUAUAUCCUCAAAUAAUUGUUUCCAUUAAAAAAGCUUACUGUGGAUCAUCUGGAAGCUGGAAAAAUUUACCACAUUGCCGAAAUGCAAAAAUUCAUUUUUGGGAUGACAGAAUAAAGAAUUCCCAAUGUCCUGAGCCAAAGCUUGAUGAGAACAGUUUGAUAGAAAGCAAUUGCUUCAGAAAUGAAGGUUCGGUGUGUCUGAUAAAGUGUAAAAAGGGUUACGGACCAGAAGGUUGGCACGAACUACAAUGCGUGAAAAAGAAGUGGGUUACUAAACUUCAUUGUGUUCUCAGAGAGAAGUGCCCGCCUUUACCGAAAUACUUGGUCUUUACUUGUGACUGCAAACAGAGUACAGGAUCUGUCUGUCAAGUAGAAUGUAGAGAGGGGAUAUUACAAGGAAAUAGCACAGUGCAUUGUUCUCAGUUGUCUAAAUGGAUGGGACUUCCUCGCUGCUUACCUGAAAACUUUUACAGAACGUCUAAUUGUAACAGAAAUCACUUGCAUCCUUACAUACAAUUUGUAGAUAAAUGUACUUUUAAAGAAAGGGAAAGAUGUCAAGUAAGAUGCAUUAAUCAGUUUGUACUCAUAGGACAGAACUUUAUCAUUUGUUAUAAAAGUCGAUGGAUUAAUGUUCCCGAAUGUUUUCCGAAUGAGCUCUCUCCUUAUAAAUUGUUCAGCAUGCGGUGCGCGUUUCCUCCCCCGAUUCCUGGAAAUGUAAGGAUAACAGGGAUUUGUAGUCCUAAUGUUGGUAUAAGCUGCAACCUCACUUGUCGUGAUAAUCCGACAGCUAAAAUUUCGGGACCGAACGCAACUACCUGUCUUUUUCCCGGGCUUUGGAGCAAAGUAAAACCUUGCGAAGGAGGUAAAACUUACUGCCCCGCUCCUAUCUUACCGAAGCAUUUAGAGGUUAUUAGUGAUUGCUCUGGCGUUGAAACAAAUUCAGAAUGUAACAUUCGCUGCAAGCAACGCAAAGAACUUAAUUUCACUUUGAUCUGUCGAAGUAUUGCGGGAUGGAAUAGAUAUCCAAAUUGCCCAUGCCCUCCUCCGUCCAUUCAAGAUCCUUUAUUACUGAAGGAAAAAUGUAAUUUGAAAUAUCCAGGAGAAAGGUGUCAUUUAAAAUGCAAGCGUGGGUAUGCCUUAGAACAAACCACGACUAUCAGAUGCUUAGAUCAAUUAGAAUGGACUGCCUUCCCUGUGUGUACGAAAUUACUUUGUCCGAAACCAAAGUUGACCGCCUCUUUGACUUUUCAUGAAAAUUGUGCAUCAAAAAUGUCCGGUGAGUACUGUCAGCUUGAAUGCCGAGAAAGGGGUCUAUUCGUAAAGGAAGAUAAAAUUAAAUGCAUUGAUGGAUUAUUUUGGACAGCCUUACCGAAUUGCACUUGUCCACUCCCUAAACUUAGUGAUAAUUUAGAAUUUAUAAGCAACUGUACAAGUGUGAUGCCGUAUAGCACUUGCUCUCUCACUUGUAAGGAAUAUUUUUAUUUAGUUGGACAUCAUUUUAUAACUUGUCAGGAAAACAUGAAAUGGAGCAUUUUACCAAGAUGUAAGAAAAUAACUUGUCCUGAGCCUCUCAUUCCAACAACUAUAUUUUUCAGCGAAGAUUGUACAUCAAAGACAUUUGGUGAACAUUGUUUGUUAAGAUGUCGCUACGGAGGAAAACUGCUAGGAUCGAAUAAAAUUACUUGCAAAAAAGAAAAAAAAUGGUCAUUGUUCCCAAAAUGUGCUUGCCCUCCUCCAGUUUUGAUUGAUUAUUUAUUAUUUGCUGAAAAUUGUUCUACUAAGUUCCCGGGUGAACGUUGCUCUUUAAAAUGUAAAAAGGAAUUCUCCUCUGCGGGAAGUAUUUUCAUACUUUGUCAAAAUGACACAAGAUGGAGUCCUUUUCCAAUGUGUAAACGAAAACCUUGUAUCAAAAACAUUCUGCCAAAAUCAUUAGAAUAUGUUGGAGACUGCGCAGAAUUAUUUCCCGGAGAAAAAUGUGAAGUUGAAUGCAGAGAAGGAGGUAAAAUGCAUGGUGUCAAGUAUAUUCAAUGUAUACAAGGUACUAGUUGGACAGUUCUUCCUGAUUGCUCAUGCCCCAUACCAACUCUGCCAGAUGCUCUAGAAGAAGAUGAAGAUUGUAAAAAUGUGAAAGUGGGAGAGCGUUGUUACUUAAAAUGCAAAAAGACCUUUCGCUUGAAAGGAAAAAACUAUAUUAUUUGCCUAAGUAAUACAAGGUGGUCACCGUUACCAAAAUGUGAAAAAGUGUUCUGUCCAAAACCUAAACUUCCUAAAAGUUUGAUCUUUAAUGAAGAUUGCUCUUUCAAAUCUUUGGGAGAAACAUGCCGCCUUAAGUGUCGUGAAGGGGGUGAUUUUCUUGAACUGAACAUGUUGACUUGUAUAGAAAACGAAGACACUGUUAAAUGGACAUCCUUUCCAAGUUGCACUUGUCCAUCUCCAAUGAUAGAUAAUGAUUUGAAAAUGGUUGAAAAUUGUAAAUUCAAAAUACCUGGGGAAAUUUGCCUUUUAGAAUGUGUAGAGAAUUCAAUUAUUAUUGGCAAAAGUUAUAUUUCUUGCCAAAAUAAUACAAAAUGGAGUAAACUACCGAUAUGUCGUGAAGUAUUUUGCUCCAAGCCAAUACUUCCAAAUGAAUUAAUAUUUCGAGAAGACUGUUCAUCCAAAGUUAUCGGUGAUGCGUGCUCACUCGAAUGCCGUACUGGCGGCAGAACUAUUCAGGAUAGUAAGAUUUAUUGCAUCACUCUUACAACCUGGUCAUCUUUACCAAACUGCUCAUGCCCACCACCUUUUUUCCCACUUAACUUAAACUCGUUAGAAGAUUGUUCGUCGAAACAACCAGGACAAGUUUGCAAAGUCUUUUGCAAAGAAAAAUUUCAUUAUCCGGCUAACAGUCACAUAACUUGUGGAGCAAAUUUUCGUUGGAAUAAUUUUCCUUCCUGCAACCUAAGACAUUGCUCAAAGCCAGUACUACCAAGCUACCUACAGUUCGACGAAGAUUGUUCUAAAAAGAUACCCGGAAAUGCUUGCAGACUUUUGUGCAAAAUGGAAGGAGAAAUCGCUCAUGGUAAUAAAAUUAAAUGCUUGAAACAGCUAAAAUGGACUUCAUUUCCUAUAUGUACAUGCCCGAACCCGAACCUAAGUCCAGGUUUACUCCUAACUGAAACUUGCUCAUUCAAAACUCCCGGAGAAAUUUGUUUGAUUGAAUGUCAGAAAAAUUUGGAGCUUUACGGAAAAAAUUUUGUUAUGUGCCGAAACAAUUUUAAAUGGACAAUAGAACCUAAAUGCUUAAAAAGAAAUUGCUCUAAGCCUAAUUUGCCUAGUCACCUAAUGUUUAAAGAGAACUGUUCUUCCAAAGGUGUGAAAGAAAGAUGCGAAUUAUUGUGCAAGCAUGGUGGUACGAUGAAGGGGGAAAAUUACAUUGAAUGCUACUCUUCACUGAAAUGGUCUGAAUUUCCCAUCUGCUUCUGUCCCUUUCCAAAACUAAAUGAAAAACUAAAAUUUCUAGAUAAUUGUUUUAAUAAAAGUGCAGGUGAUAAAUGUCUUUUGAAAUGUAAAUCCAGGUUGAAAACUUCGGAGAUCGUUUCAAUUUAUUGCCAAGAGAAGGGAUCUUGGACAAGCUUACCAAUAUGUUCAAACACAACAUGCUCUACUCCUAAUCUGACAAACUCGAUAGUUUUGAAAGAAAAUUGUUCGGCGAAAUAUGUGAAUGAAAUAUGCAGAUUAAAGUGCGAAGAUCCAUUCAUGAUUUUAGGAAAAGAUUUCAUUGAAUGCCAAGAUGAUGCAACGUGGAGCACGUUGCCACGAUGCAUAGAAAGGAUGUGUUCUGAACCCGUAUUUAGUAGAAGUGUUUUAACUUUAAAAGGAGCUUGUUUGAAAAAAGUGGGUUCGUUUUGUGUUUUAAGCUGCAAAUUGGGAGGUGAAAUUAUUGGAGACAGUAAGAUUGUGUGUUUAAAUAACUAUACUUGGAGCACUCUGCCAGAUUGUACCUGUCCAUCACCACUUUUAAAAAAUAAUUUAAAGGGUAACUGUUCUUAUACUAGGCGCGGACAAAAAUGCAAUCUUUACUGUGAAUAUGGCUUGCAACUUGAAGGGUCGGAUUUUAUUACUUGUCAAAAUGAUACUAAUUGGAGUUCUCAACCUUUUUGUAUCCGCAAAACAUGCCCAAAACCUGAAAUACCAGAAGCAAUAUUGCAACUGGAAGAAAAUUGCUCAUCCAAAUACGUAGGAGAUAGCUGUAAAAUUUCUUGCAAACAAGGAGGUAAAUUGAUUGGAAGCAAAUUCAUAAAAUGUCAUAAUAAUUCUGAAUGGAGCACAUUACCAGACUGCAGCUGUCCUGAGCCGCAACUCACAGAUGAAGUAGAAAUUAAAGACAAUUGCACUUUUAAAAAAAGGGGCGAAAUUUGCAAAAUUAGUUGCAAGAACAAUAUGAGAUUAAUCGGGAAGGAAUCAAUUACAUGCCUUAACGACACACAAUGGACACCAUUGCCGUUCUGCCAAUUGUUAAACUGCUCUGUUCCUCAACUCCAUUCUUAUCUGACUUUAAAGGAAAAAUGUUCUUCUUCAAAUGAAGGGGAAUCGUGUGAGUUAAUAUGUGUUAACAAAGGAACAUUACUUGGAAAUCAUACGAUAAAAUGUACAGAUGGAAAAACGUGGAGUCAGUUUCCUGACUGCACAUGCCCACCAUUGAUUUUAAACGAAAGUUUAGUAGCUGAAGAUGGUUGCGGGCAUAAAAAAAGGGGUGAAAACUGCACCAUUUCCUGUAAAGAAAACAGUAAGAUGUUGGGGCAGAAUUUAAUAACGUGUCUUGAAAAUGCUGAAUGGUCGCAAUUACCAAAAUGUGUUUCAGUUUGUCUUAAUCCUGAAUUUCCCGAAUAUUUGGAAACAAAUGACAAUUGCUCUUCGAAACAUGUUGGUGAAAGAUGUGAGACAACGUGUAAGCAAGGAGGUAAAAUGAUUGGUAACAAUACAAUUGAGUGCUUAGUGAACCAGUUAUGGAGUCCGUUUCCUGAAUGUUUGUGUCCCUCUCCGUUUUUAGGUGACGAUUUAGAAGUGGUAGAUAAUUGCGACGAGAAGAAAAUUGGAGAUAUUUGCAAAGUUAAAUGCAUUGGCUACAGAAAAUUGAAAGAUGGUGAGUUUUUGACGUGCCUAAACAACACUAAGUGGUCAAUGCUACCUAAAUGUGCUUCGAUCUGCUCCGAGAUAAUACUUCCUGCGCACUUAGCUUUUAACGGAAUUUGUGAUUCGAAAACAAUAAAUGAAACAUGUAGUGUGAAAUGUAUGCAUGAGGGAAAACUUCUCGAAAAUGCUACUGUAAAAUGCCUAACGGAAAAUGAAUGGAGUGCCUUACCUAAUUGCACCUGUCCACCACCGCUAUUAACGGGAGGUGUUGUAAAUAAAACUGAUUGUAACGAAAAGAAGAAAGGUGAAAUUUGCGAACUUAUGUGCAGAAAAAAUAAGAAAAUGAUAGGAAAAAAUUUUAUUAUGUGUUUAGAAAAUAUAACGUGGUCUAUCUCACCGAAGUGUGAUAUGAUAAUAUGCGCAGAACCCAAACUUCCAACAUAUCUAAGUUUCAAAGGAGACUGCUUUUCGAAAGAAAUCGGAGAAUUGUGCGAAGUAGAAUGCAAUCAAAAUGGCUUACUCCUCGGUGACACCAAAAUCAGGUGCAUGGCAGAGAAUACGUGGAGUGAAUACCCCACAUGCGCCUGUUCAAAACCAAACCUAACAGAGUAUCUGAAGACCGAAGAAAACUGUGAUUCGAAGAAAGUAAAUGAACAAUGUAAAAUGACUUGUAUGGAAAAUAAACGAAUGCUGGGUGAAGAUUUAUUAACCUGUCAGGAAAAUGCUACUUGGACAAUGUUGCCGAAAUGUGUAGCUGUAUGCUUUGAACCUACACUUCCCAAGUAUUUAAGAGUUGAAGGAAAUUGUUCUUCUAUCAUAGUGGGGGGUACAUGUGAAGUUGAGUGCGUUCAAAAGGGACAAAUUCUAGGAAAUUCUUCAUUAAGAUGCAUAGCGGAGAAAGAAUGGAGCCCACCUCCGAUUUGCACCUGUCCACCACCCCCACUAGCAGGCGGUGUUAUAAAUAUAGAAGAUUGUAAUAAAAAGAAAAUCAGUGAUACUUGUAAAGUUAAAUGUAGGGAAAAUAGUAAACUCUCUGGAAACAAUUUCUUAACAUGUUUAGAAGAUACUACUUGGUCAUCUUUGCCUAAAUGCGAUAUGAUAACAUGUGUGAUCCCUGUGCUGCCCGAAUAUUUGUCAUUCAAAGGGGACUGUUUUUCGAAACUCGUAAAGGAAUCUUGCGAGGUGCAAUGUCAUCAAAAUGGCAGCAUUAUUGGAAACAAUCUAAUAACAUGCCUAAGUGAUCAAGAGUGGAGUGAGUAUCCAGACUGCACAUGCCCUUUGCCACAUUUAUCUGAAGAUUUCUCGGCAACAGAAAAUUGUAGUUCCAAGAAAAGGGGAGAUACCUGUAGGAUUAAGUGUAAAGGUACUAAGAAAUUAAUAGGACAAAACUUUCUGACGUGCUUAGAAAAUAGAAAAUGGUCAUCCUCUCCUAUAUGUGCUUUCUUGUGUUCAACUCCUAAACUACCCAAAUAUUUAACUUUUAAUAGCAAUUGUUCUUCAAAAGUUGUAAACGAUUCUUGCGAGGUAAGCUGCUCACAAAAUGGUAGUAUUUUAGGAGAGCCUGCAAUAACAUGUUUAAGUGAAAAAAAUUGGAGCAAAUGGCCAGACUGUACUUGUCCAGCCCCACUUUUACCAGCGGAUCUCAAAACUGCUGAAAAAUGUAAUUUAAAAAAACACGGAGACAGCUGCAAAACUGAAUGCAGUGGUAACCAGAGAAUAAUUGGACAAAGCUCUUUGAUGUGUCAAGAAAGUAGGAAAUGGUCAAUAUUGCCAAAAUGUGCUCAAAUAUGUCCUGUACCCGUACUUCCAGAUUAUUUGGAACUAAAUGGAAAUUGUUCUUCCAAAGUUGUUAACGAAACUUGCGAAGUGAGUUGUACGCAGAAACGUCACCUUCUCGGUAAUAAUACAAUAAGAUGUAUCCCAAAUAAUAAAUGGAGUUCUCUACCAAAUUGCACAUGUCCCCCACCCUCUCUGAAGGGAGGUGUCAUAAGCACAGAGGAUUGUAAUAAAAAGGAAAUUGGCGAAUCUUGUAAAGUUGGUUGUAGGCGACAAAGCAAAAUGACAGGCAACAAUUACUUGACUUGUUUACCAAACAUGGAAUGGUCUUCGUUACCAAAGUGUGAUAUCAUAACUUGCUCCAAUCCUACUCUUCCUUCUUAUCUAGCUUUCAAGGGAGGUUGCUAUUCUAAAUUAAUUGGAGAAUCUUGCGAAGUACAGUGUGAGCAAAAAGGUAGUAUCUUGGGGAAAACGGUGAUAACAUGUGUGAGUGAGCAGGAAUGGAGCCAACUUCCUGAUUGCACUUGCCCAUCCCCAGUAUUACAGAAGCAUCAUUUAGAGAUGAUAGAUGUCUGUGAUUUAAAGAAAAAAGGAGACCUUUGUAAAGUUCGUUGUAAAGGAAAUAAAAAAUUAGUAGGAUCUAAUAUUUUGACGUGCAGAGAAAAUAGAAAAUGGUCAUCCCUACCAGUUUGUACCUCAAUAUGUUCGGUACCUCAACUUCCGAAAUACUUGGCUUUUUCUGGCAAUUGUUCUUCAAAAAUUGUCGGUGAAUCCUGUAGAGUAAAAUGCACACAAAAUGGUACUAUGAUUGGAUCAAAUCUGAUAACUUGCUUAAGUGAAAAUAGCUGGAGCAAACCUCCAGAAUGUACUUGCUCAGCUCCAGUUUUAACAGAGAAUUUAAGUGCAUCAGUUAGUUGCAAUACCAAAAGUAUAGGUGAUAUUUGUAAAGUUAGUUGCAUGGAAAAUACUAGAUUGGUAGGAAAAAGUAUUUUGACAUGUGAAAAUAACGCCUCGUGGUCACCAGCACCAAUUUGUGCUUCAGUGUGCUCUGUACCUAAACUUCCACUCUAUUUAAAGCUGGAAGACAGCUGCUCUUCUCAAAUAAUCGGUGAAACGUGCAGAGUAAAAUGCCUUCAAAAUAGACACAUUAUUGGAAAUCCCUCUAUAAAGUGCUUAACACAGACUAGUUGGACUUCACUACCAACUUGCACUUGCCCUCCACCAUAUUUUACGGGAGGUGUAAUAAAUUUAGGUGAUUGCAAUAAAAAGAAGGAAGGAGAAGUCUGUCAUGUUAAGUGUAGAGAAAACAGCAAACUUAAGGGCAAUAAUUAUUUGAUCUGUUUGAAAAAUGCAACCUGGUCAGCGCAACCAAAAUGCGAUUUGAUAACAUGUUCAAAUCCAAAACUUCCUCAUUAUUUGACGAUCAAAGGAAAUUGCUUUUCUAAAUUCAAAGGAGAAUCCUGUGAGUUACGCUGCAAUCAAAAUGGAAAUAUUGUCGGGAAAGCUGUGAUAACAUGCCUGAGCGAGCACGAAUGGAGCGAACUUCCUGAUUGUACUUGCCCACCUCCACAUUUAUCACGUGAUUUAGAAACUCUAACUCUAUGCGAUUUUAAGAAAAAAGGAGAGUCAUGUGAAUUGAAAUGUUAUCAAAAUAAGAGAUUAAUAGGACAGAGUACUUUGAUGUGUCAAGAAAACAGAAAAUGGUCCUCACUGCCUACUUGUGCUACUUUAUGCUCUAGGCCUAAACUUCCAAAAUACUUGAGUCUAAAAGAGAGUUGCUCGUCGAAAAUUGUAAAGGAAUUUUGCGAAGUAAAAUGUGCCCAAAAUGGUAAUAUUAUUGGUAAAAACUUAAUAACAUGCGUAAGUGAGAAUAAUUGGGGUAAAUACCCAGAAUGCACUUGCCCAACUCCAACAAGUUUUAUAACAGCAAACUUAAAAGUAAUGGCUAAUUGUGAUAACAAAAAAAUGGGAGAAAUUUGUAAUGUUAGUUGUAAAGGAAAUAAAAGAUUGUUAGGACAAAGUUCUUUAACCUGCCGAGAUGAUGCUACAUGGUCUCAUCCUCCAACUUGUGUUUCAGUUUGCUCCGUACCCAAACUUCCAAAUUAUUUACAGUUAGAAGGAGAUUGUUCCAAUCAAAUCAUCGGAGAAACUUGUAAAGUGAAUUGUGUUCAAAGUAGACACAUUAUCGGAAAUCCUUUGAUAAAAUGUUUAACGCAGACUAAUUGGAGCGUACUACCAACCUGUACGUGCCCACCACCAUCUUUCAGAGGAGGUAUUUUGAAUUUAGAAGAUUGUAAUAAAAAGAAAAUAGGGGAUGUUUGUAGAGUUAGUUGCAGAAAAAAUAGUAAAAUGACGGGGAAUAAUUUCUUGACGUGUUUGAAUGAUGCUACUUGGUCUUUGCAGCCAACGUGUGAUUUGAUAACAUGUCGAAAUCCGACACUUCCUGCUUAUUUGACUGUGAAGGGAAAUUGCUUCUCGAAGCUCAUUGGCGAGUCUUGUGAGGUACAGUGUUCUCAAAAUGGCAGAAUAAUUGGAAGAGCUGAGGUUGCAUGCUUGAAUGAACAUGAAUGGAGUAAAAUUCCAGAUUGCACUUGCCCCCCACCACACCUAUCAGGAGAUUUAAAAGCAAAUAGUGUCUGUAAUUAUAAGAAAAAGGGUGAUACAUGUGAAAUCAGUUGUAAAGAGAAUAAAAGAAUAAUAGGAGAGAAUAUAUUGACUUGCCAAGAUAACAGAAAAUGGUCUUCACAACCAAAAUGUGUCUCCAUAUGCUCUAAGCCUAAAAUUCCAAGCUAUUUAGAGCUUGAAGGAAAAUGCUCUUCUCAGAUCAUUGGCGAAACUUGCAAAGUUAAUUGUGUUCAAAAUAGAAAGAUUAUCGGAAAUCCUUCCAUAAAGUGUUUAACACAGACUAGUUGGACUUCACUACCAACGUGCACAUGCCCUCCACCUUCUUUAAGAGGAGGAGUUCUUAAUUCAGAAAAUUGUAAUGAAAAGAAAAUAGGCGAAAUCUGUAGAGUUAGUUGCAAAAAAAAUAGUAAAAUGACUGGAAACAACUUUUUGACUUGUUUGGAAGACGCUACCUGGACAUCACAGCCUAAGUGCGAUUUGAUAUCUUGUUCAAGUCCUAAACUUCCUAUUUAUUUGUCUAUCAAGGGAAUUUGUGUUUCCAAAUUCAUUGGGGAAACGUGUGAAAUACGAUGUACUCAAAAUGGUAAUAUUAUUGGAGCAGCCGUGAUAACAUGCUUGAGUGAGCAUGACUGGAGCGAAUUUCCAGAUUGCGCUUGCUCACAACCUCAUUUAUCAGUGGAUUUGGAAACAAAAAAGAGUUGCGAUUCCAAGAAAAAGGGUGAUGUUUGUGAAAUUAGAUGUAAAGAGAAUAAAAGACUAAUAGGACAGAAUACUCUAACCUGUCAAGAAAAUAGAAAAUGGUCACCACAACCAAAAUGUGCCUCAAUAUGCUCGAAGCCUAAUCUUCCCAAAUACUUGAUUCUAAAGGACGCUUGUUCAGCUAAAAUUGUUGGGGAAUCUUGUCAAGUAAAGUGCGCACAAAAAGGUAAUAUCGUUGAAACAAAUUUAAUUACAUGCCUGAGUACAAAUGACUGGAGUAAAUACCCAGAAUGCACUUGCCCAUCGCCUUCUUUAACGGCAAACUUGAGAGCAACAGUGAAUUGUGAUCACAAAAAAAUAGGAGACGUUUGUAGUGUUAGUUGUGUUGGAAAUAAAAGAUUGGUUGGCCAGAAUGUAUUGAAAUGUCAGAGUGAUGCCUUAUGGUCGAAAUCUCCAACUUGUGCUUCAGUAUGCUCUGCGCCAAAACUUCCGCCUUAUUUGAAGUUUGAAGGAAACUGUACUUCUCAAAUCAUCGGAGAAUCUUGCAAAGUGAAUUGCGCUCAAAAUAGGCAUGUAAUCGGAAACCCUUUGAUAAAAUGUUUAACACUGACUCAUUGGACAGUACUACCUACCUGUACGUGUCCACCGCCAGCAUUAAGAGGAGGUGUUAUAAAUUUAGAAGAUUGUAAUGAAAAGAAAAUAGGUGAAGUUUGUAGAGUCAGUUGUAGAAAAAAUAGCAAAAUGACGGGGAACAAUUUCUUGACAUGCUUGGAAGGUGCUAACUGGUCUUUACAACCCAAGUGCGAUUUAAUAACAUGUUUGAAUCCGAGACUUCCAGUAUUUUUGGCUAUAAAAGGAAAUUGUUUCUCAAAGCUCAUCGGUGAAUCUUGUGAAGUACAGUGUUCUCAAAAUGGCAGUAUAAUUGGAAGAAACGUAAUAACAUGUUUGAGUGAGCAUGCAUGGAGCACAUUUCCAGACUGCACUUGCUCUCCACUUCUUCUAUCGAGUGAUUUAAAGACAAAGGAUAAUUGCAAUUUCAAGAAAAAAGGUGAAGUUUGUGAAGUUAGCUGUAAAGGAAAUCAGAAAAUAAUAGGACAAAGCACUUUGACCUGCCAAGAAAACAGAAAAUGGUCCUCUGCCCUACCAAAAUGCUCCUCUAUGUGUUCGGAACCUAAACUUCCUGCCUAUUUGAAUCUUAGAAGUAAAUGUACUUCAAAAGUGGUUGGCGAAACCUGUCACUUAACUUGUUCGCAAGGCGGGAAACUAAUUGCAAAAUCUCAAAUUCAAUGUUUACUUGGAUCUAAUUGGAGUUCCUUUCCUGAAUGCACCUGUCCGAAUCCCGUACUUCCUAGAAAAUUAAAUAUUGUUGGAAGCUGCGUCGACAAAAAAAGAGGUGAAAUCUGCACCAUAGGUUGUAAACGACACUAUAAAUUAAAAGGUAAUAAUAAAUUGACGUGUGGAGUUAAUGCUAAAUGGAAUUUUCGAGCUCUGUGUGUAACAAGAUGUCGAAAACCUAAACUUCCCUUUUACUUAAUUUUGACAGAGAACUGUUCAUCCAAAGGUGUAGGGGAGUCAUGCAAUGUUAACUGUAGGAAUAAAGAUCAAAUGAUAGGGAAUGCCAAAAUAAUUUGUCAGAAAAUGCACAAAUGGACUUCUUUGCCCGAUUGCUUGUGCCCACCCCCAACAUUCACCAAUGAUUUGGAAGCCGGUGAGAACUGUAACUCCAAAAAAAGGGGGGAUGUUUGCAAGAUUCGAUGUAAAGGAAAUAAGAAAAUAAGAGGACAUAAAACAAUAAUGUGUUUUAACAGCACCAGGUGGUCAUCACUCCGUAGUACUCAAUGUAUGUCCCCAAAAUGUCGAAUGCUCUUUCCACCCUCAUACAUUAAAUUCGAAUCUCCAUGCGUGAAUCCGGUUGUAGGUAAAUCUUGUUCCUUAGUUUGCACCCAACGCGGUAGAAUGAUAGGAAGUAAAGUCAUACGAUGUUUAAGCAACGGCACCUGGACUGCUUUACCUGAUUGCACCUGUCCGCAGCCGAGAAUGAACCCUGAUCUGGAAAUAGUCUCAAGACAGUGUAGAGACCUGCGAAUAGGUAAAUAUUGCCAACUUACUUGUAAGGACAGGAAGAAAAGAAUAGAAGGAGAUGGUAGAAUGAGGUGCCAAAGGAAUGCCCGAUGGCCAAGGUUUCCGAAGUGUCGCACCGUUUGUCCCGAACCUAAGUGGUUCAAAACAUGGCUGAGAAGUGAUUCCACCUGCAAAAAUAUAGCAAUCGGAGAACGUUGCGUACUCAGAUGUAAAUGGGAGAAAGAAGGAUCGAAAUUUAUUCAAGGAAUAAACUACAUGAUAUGUUUACGAAAUCUGACAUGGUCUAAGAUGCCUGAAUGUUACUGUCCCCCACCUGUAAUGCCUGAAGGCAUGGUGUUAGUACAAGAUUGCUCGAAACUGGUAGUAGGAAAUCGAUGCCCCGUGGGGUGCACAGCUGGAUAUCACUUAAAAGAUCCCAGACUGAAUUAUUUAUAUUGCACCAGUUCGACUUCUACUUGGGGACAGUGGCCUGUAUGUCUGAAAACUUAACUUUAUUUGACGAUUUAAAAACUAUACUUUUUGUUAGUCAUUUCAUUCUUCUCACUUUAUAUAAAGCGGUUCAUCACUGAGUGAUAGGAAUCUUAUUAAACGACAUAAAGUGUUGCUAUCGAACAGAACGAUGUAAAUAUUUUUGUGACAAUAAAUGGCUAAAUGGAGAAAACCUAAACAGUGCUUCACAUCACUUGAACUCUUAUGUAGUAAA